This is a messenger RNA of Plasmodium cynomolgi strain B, 1875 nucleotides long. Its product is annotated as flap exonuclease. Bases 1 to 1875 code for a protein of 624 amino acids. Gene Ontology annotation, molecular function: DNA binding; 5'-3' exonuclease activity; 5'-flap endonuclease activity. The record is from RefSeq and is a predicted model, not a curated record. Lineage: Eukaryota; Apicomplexa; Aconoidasida; Haemosporida; Plasmodiidae. The transcript has 2 exons.
AUGGGAAUUAAAGGCCUGACAAAGUUCAUCGCGGACGCAGCGCCCAACGCGAUUAAGGAAAUCAAAAUUGAGAACCUGAUGGGGAGAGUGGUGGCCAUUGAUGCGUCCAUGUCUUUGUACCAAUUUAUAAUAGCCAUAAGGGACUCUGAGCAGUAUGGAAAUUUAACAAACGAGUCGGGGGAAACGACAUCACACAUAUCGGGACUCAUGUCGAGAAGCAUAAAGUUAAUGGAAAAUGGCCUGAAGCCAAUCUACGUGUUUGACGGAGCCCCCCCUGAACUCAAAGGAUCCGAGUUAGAAAAAAGAGGAGAAAAAAGACAAAAGGCAGAAGAGUUAUUAAAGAAAGCUAAAGAAGAAGGAAAUUUAGAAGAAAUCAAAAAACAAAGUGGAAGGACUGUAAGGGUUACAAAAAAGCAAAAUGAAGAAGCAAAAAAAUUAUUAACACUAAUGGGAAUCCCCGUUGUGGAAGCCCCAUGCGAAGCAGAAUCACAGUGUGCAUUCUUAACCAAGUACAAUUUAGCACAUGCAACAGCCACGGAAGAUGCCGAUGCAUUAGUAUUCGGAACCAAAAUCCUAAUUCGGAAUUUAAAUGCCAAUGCUUCAUCAGCUAACCAAAACAAAAAUAAAAACUCCAGUAAAAGAGGAUACAUACUAACAGAAAUUAACCUCGAGCAAGUAUUAAAAGGAUUAAAUUUAAGUAUGAACGAGUUCAUCGAUUUCUGCAUUUUGUGUGGCUGUGACUAUUGUGACACCAUCAAAGGGAUUGGAUCGAAGACGGCUUAUAAUCUGAUAAAGGAAUAUAAUAGCAUUGAAAAAAUUAUAGAAAAUAUUGACAAAAAUAAGUACCAAGUUCCUUCGAAUUUCCGAUUUGUAGAAGCUAGGGAUUCUUUUAUUAACCCUAAAGUUCUAUCCAAAGAGGAAGUAAAAAUUGAUUGGUGUGAACCCAAAAUUGAAGAAUUAAAAAAUUUUCUAAUAAAGGAUUACAAUUUUAACGAAGUUAGGGUUACCAAUUAUAUUAACAGACUGUUGAAGGCGAGGAAAGUAACCACUCAGAGACGCCUUGACAAUUUUUUUACUGCCUGCACGAAGAAAAGCACCAAACUUAUUAUUGAGGAAAGUCAAACUCAGAAGGAGGUGAAGACGAAGCGGAAGGGAAAGAAAAGGGACGCGCCCAACGACAGUGCCACGAAACUUAACUCCAAGCAGAAUAAGAAGCCGAAGGCGGAAAAGGAACCCAAAAGGGAGAAGAAGGACGAGGAUGGCCGUAAUGAGGACGACCGUAAUGAGGACGACCGUAAUGAGGAUGCCCAUAAGGGGGACUCCCACAAGGGGGACACCCAUAACGGGGACGAAAACGAGGAGGGGGGAGGAGGAACCGCCGGCAUGGGCGCGAAAGACCCCUUCGACACCGAGGAAGAGGAGGAGGACAACCCCAGCCCCAACUUCUUUCACCACAAAUCCGACUCCGAAUCAGGUAAUGUAAAAAAAGAAAAAACGGAGCAGGACGGAAACGCCACCACAACAGGUGAUCUGUAUAGCUUCCCUAAUGGGAAGGAUACAUUAGAAAGUAACGCACACCUAAGUAGCAACAGCACCCUGAAUAAUUGUAACAAUGUGAACAAUGACAAGGCAGUCAACGAGAGCAUGCACGUCGUAGGUAGUAGUGCCCCCGAGGCAGGCACUAACCAUGUAGGCAGCAGUGAUCUAUUCACUUCGAACGUCGCCAACUGUGUGAAUAACAACGCUGAUAAAACACAGCCCGAAAUGAAAAAAAAAAACAUUUUAUUUUUGCUUCCCUACUGCCCCAAGAAUGUUACUAAUGUGAAGAAGAAGAAGUCCGUUCAGCGUUCAAGCGAGGGCGCAAAAGUCAGGUGA